This is a messenger RNA of Ricinus communis (castor bean), 2882 nucleotides long. Its product is annotated as heat stress transcription factor A-1b. Bases 973 to 2457 code for a protein of 494 amino acids. Gene Ontology annotation, biological process: regulation of transcription by RNA polymerase II. The record is from RefSeq and is a predicted model, not a curated record. Gene Ontology annotation, molecular function: RNA polymerase II cis-regulatory region sequence-specific DNA binding; DNA-binding transcription factor activity. Lineage: Eukaryota; Viridiplantae; Streptophyta; Magnoliopsida; Malpighiales; Euphorbiaceae. The transcript is spliced from 2 exons. Gene Ontology annotation, cellular component: nucleus.
AGUUAACAGAGUAACUGAUUAUCAACUCUAAUCUUCAGAUUGUAAGUUUCCUGUAGAAUCGUUUAAGAAUUGAAUGUUUGAGUUCUUAUUUGAAUCUGGUUUCAAAAUUACUUACUGUACUUUGUACCAUUCACUGGUCGUGCCAAUUUUGAAAAUUUUGUUUGAUGUUUUCUCAUGGAAACAAGUAGUUCUGCACGCUUGCUUGUAAAAAGUAGUUGAGUGCCUGAUGUUUGUAGUGCAAUAAUUACCAUUGGGGACUUGAUGUUUGUGAUGCUGUGGUAAUUAGUGGUGGAAACUUGAUAAUUUCAGAAACAUGCUUGAUAGUUGUGAUGUUGUGGUAAAGUAUGAUAACUUACUCUUUUAAUUUGUUAUGAUGAGAUACUUGGCCAUUAGAGACAAGCUUUGGCUAAGCUAGGAUCUUAUGGUAAAGUAAGAUAUAAUACUAGGUAUUUGAUUAAUUCUUAUGUCUGACUUAUCUCUCCCACCCCACCCCACCCCACCCCACUCCACAGUUAGAACCCAUAUUGCCUUUAGUUAUUGGAGUCUCACCUUUUUAGCUGCUAUGGAUAGCAUGUCUUACAUGGAAUCUUAUGCAUGAAAAUGCUCUCUUCUCUCUCUCUCUCUCUCUCUCUCUUCUACUUUCCUGUUCUCCUUACUUGGGAGGAAGUUACUGGGUGCAUCUUGCUCCCACAUUCAGGCAGUAUCAAUUAGCUAAAAUUAUGGAUGGGUUCAACCUGAAAGUGAGAGAAAUACACUAUUUGUUAAUUACCUGGCACACCAUAUAAUUUCACUUAUUUAGGGGAUGGAUAGAUAGUUUAGAACUAGACAGCAUGAAGGAUUUAAGGGAUAGUAAGUGAAUCAGAAAAUGUGCUGGCCCACUCGUAUACCUUCUCCCACGAGGCUGGGAUAGUGGUUUUGUUGCAGAUGCCUUUAUAGGAAGUAGAUAUUCACGCAAGUCAAAGGCUGCCAAGGAUGGUAAUUGAACAAGUUAUUGACUUGUUUGUUAUUACCUUUACUUGUCAUGUGAAGUUCACAUCACGUGAAGCGCUUGUGAGGUGUUUGGAAUUUGAUCCUUCUUGGUUGGACUGUAGCUUCGUAUUUUUUGGAUCAUAUAUUUUUGAUAAUGUUAUCUGGUCCGAUAAUAAUGGCUAUUUCAUUCAUCGAUAUUACCUUCCCUUGAAGCAGGGUUUUAGGAAGGUUGACCCAGAUCGCUAUGAAUUUGCAAAUGAGGGGUUCUUAAGAGGGCAAAAGCAUCUCUUGAAGAGUAUAUCUAGGAAAAAGCCUCUUCACGUACAGAGUAAUCAACCACCUCAAGUCCAGAGCUCUAAUAUGGCAGCAUGUGUUGAAGUUGGAAAGUUUGGACUAGAGGAAGAGGUUGAAAGGCUCAAACGAGACAAGAAUGUGCUUAUGCAAGAAUUUGUUAGAUUGAGGCAGCUGCAGCAAGCUACUGAUGGUCAGCUGCAAACUGUGGGCCAACGUAUUCAGGUAAUGGAGCAGCGACAGCAACAAAUGAUGUCAUUCCUUGCAAAGGCCAUGCAAAGUCCAGGCUUCCUAAAUCAGCUUGUACAGCAGAAGAAUGAAAGCAGCAGGCGCGUUACUGGGGGCACUAAAAAGAGGAGACUUCCUGGGAAGGGGGAAGAGAAUUUAAUAGGCAAGGAGGGCAGUAAUUCUCCCAAUGGACAGGUUGUGAAAUUCCACUCUUCAAUGAAUGAAGCAGCAAAAGCAAUGCUGCACCAGAUCCUGAAGAUUAAUUCAUCAUCUAGGCUGGAACAAUCAAUAAACAACUCUGGGCCUUUCUUGAUAGAUAAUCUUCCUUCUUCCAGUGGAUUAGACAGUAGCAUCACUUCAAGUAGGUUCUCAGAAUUGAUGCUUUCUGAGGUUCCGCCAGCUUCAGGGUCAUCAUUUUUGCAUGUUGAGUCGGGGUUUUCUGUCAGUCAUCCAUCUAGUGCCAUUUCUGAGAUCCAGUCUCCACCUUGUACAGUAAGUGACCAUGUUAAAACAGAUCAUAUUGCUGAGAUGAGAGUGGAUAAAACUGUUCCAGAUACAAUUCUUCCUCAAUUCCCCGAGGGACAAGGAACUUUACCAGAAAGCCCCAUUGGAAUUCCAAACGUGAAUUUUUUGGGUUCUGAGGUUGGGAAUGACGGGAACAUCAGUGCAAUUUCAUCUGUCUUAGAUGUGGAAAUGCCUGUAGAAACUGAUGUAUUUUCUCCUGAUCAGGAAAUAGAGAUCUUGAUGGACGGUAUUCCUAAGCUUCCUGGCAUCAAUGAUGCAUUCUGGGAGCAGUUUCUUACGGCGAGUCCUUUCACAGGGGACACAGAUGAAAUUAGUUCAAGCUCGCCAGAGAGCCAUGUGGAACAGGAACUGCAGUCACGGCAGGAAAAUGGCCUGGACAAUACUCGAUAUAUGAAUCAUCUGACCGAGCAAUUGGAGCUUCCUAUAUCACAGAGGAGGGUCUGAAUUAUUGCUAAUUGUAUAUAGUUUCUUGCCGUCAAAGAAUUGCUGUUCUGCGUUGCUGAGCAGAAAAAAAGCUUGUGUUGAAAAGAGGGAUGGCAAGAUAAUUUUGGAUGUGUAAUAAAAAGUACAUCUGCGUUGAUCGUAUGUAGUGUACUAUGAGAACUUGUGGUUUGCGUUGGGUUUGGUUGUGAAAAUCCUUUUUCUUUAAGGUCCUAAAAGGGAUAAUAUAAAUGCAUGUAGUGGUCUGUCAUAGAGAAAAAAGAAUGAGAAUUGGAAAUUCCUGAUGGGGGGUUCCUUCUUAUACCUGUAGAAACAAGUCCUGCAAUUUUUUUGCUGGGUGAGUUUUGAGACUGCUAUCUGCAUCUUUUUUUACUUUGCUGUUAGCUGUUGCUGCCUUGAUAUUUGAUGGGGAAGAACCUUCAUCGAUA